AUGGCAGACACACAGCAAAUCACCGGACGCGCCCUAGUCUCUCACGGCCCCUACCAGGCCGGCGGUUGGAAGCUUCAGAACGUCACCCUGCGACCCCUGCGAGAGAACGAACUGCUUGUUGAAGUGGUUGCCUCAGGUGUCUGCCAGACUGAUCUGCAUUUUGCUGGUCUGGAGAGUGGCCAUGGCGUACAUUAUCCGCGAGUGAUGGGUCACGAAGGUGCCGGAUAUGUUCGUCAGGUCGGGCCCAACGUCACCGCAGCCCGAGUCGGCGACCCAGUGCUCUUAUCAUUCUCCGCAUGCCAGACCUGCCAAUGCUGUCGUCGAGGUCAUCCUGCACACUGUCACAAUUUCGAUCCUAUUAAUUUCGAGUCCACUCAAGCAAACCGCGUCUUCUGGGACGCUGAUGCGGACUUAUCAACAGUCUCUACGGAGCCGAACAUUUCUGGACAGUUCUUUGGGCAGUCGAGCUUUGCUAGCUGGACACUAGUGCAGGAGGAAUCGGUGGUGAAUGUCUCCGGGCUGGUGGAGGGAAGGGAGGACCUUCAGCUGCUGGCGCCAUUGGGAUGUGGUGUCCAGACAGGUGCAGGUGCUGUUAUCAAGGCAUCAAACGCACAGCCCGGGGAUACUGUAGCUGUUCUCGGAUUGGGAGGUGUUGGGUUGAGUGCGGUGAUGGGAGCGCGUAUCGCUGGUUGCAGGACAAUCAUCGGUGUGGCGCGAAAUCCGGCCCGUCUUGAGUUGGCGCUGGCGCUUGGGGCAACGCAUGUUGUUCGAAUUGAUUCAAAUUCUGAUGAAUAUCACGUAACAGAGGCGGUUCGUGCCCUUACUGAUGGUCUAGGCGCAGACAUGACGUUGGAGACUACAGGGGUGCCGAGUUUGAUCGCUGAGGGCAUUCGCAUGACAGCUAACAAGGGGAGGAUUGUUCAGCUUGGAACAGCACCGGAAAAUGCACUGCUUAGCAUUCCCGUUCAUGAGUUUAUGGUCGCUGGAAAGCAAUACAUGGGGGUUGUGGAGGGAGACGUUGUCCCUAGAGAAUUCGUGCCUAAGAUGAUUGAGUGGGUCAAGACGGGACUACUUCCUUUGCAUGAAAUCGUGGGCUUUUAUCAAGCAGACGACUACAGGACAGCGAUAAGCGACAUGAAGAGUGGGAAGACCAUCAAACCGGUUCUUUUAUGGUAA
Aspergillus luchuensis is the source of this 1176-nucleotide messenger RNA. Its product is annotated as NAD(P)-dependent alcohol dehydrogenase. Bases 1 to 1176 code for a protein of 391 amino acids. The transcript has 2 exons. NCBI's taxonomy places the organism in Eukaryota, Fungi, Ascomycota, Eurotiomycetes, Eurotiales, Aspergillaceae. The record is from RefSeq and is a predicted model, not a curated record. Gene Ontology annotation, molecular function: oxidoreductase activity; zinc ion binding.